GUCAUUAAAGAAAUUAUUUGCCCUGGACCCUGAGGUGUUCUGCGGCAUGAACAUGGAGCUGACGGAGGAGGUGGUGGGUUCUCCGAUUCCUGAGCCGAGGCAACGAUCUAGACUUUUCCGCUCCCACUCGGAAAGCUCAGAUGAACUGUCAGAACUGGACCUCUCCCAUGGCAAGAAGGAUGCCUUCGUCUUGGAGAUUGAUGACACUGAUGCUGUGGAGGACAUCCACUCCCUCCUCACUGAUGCACCUACUCCCGCAGGUUUCUACAGCUGCAACUCUGAGGUCAUGCCUGGGAUUUUGAACUGGACUUCAGGAGUUCAGAUGUUUACAUCGGUGAGGGUCUUCAGGUUGAGUAAUGCCAAUCUCACUAACCAAGGCUUGAACAAGAUCUUCACUGACCUGUGUGAGAAUCUGCUAAAGAGUUUUUACUUCAAGUUGCGCUCCAUGAUCCCGUGCUGUCUGUGUAAGCUCAACUUCACUGUAGCAGUGCCAGAAGAAGAACUCAUACAGGUCGCAGUGACAGCGGUUGCCAUGACGUUUGACAAAGACCAGUCUCAAGAGAAAUCAGCAGACAAGCCCACCGUCAGAGGAGUUAGUGAGACAGAAGAGCAGCUGCAGUUUCCCCUGGAGUUAUGUGCAGACCCGUCAUCCACCAACAUUCAGCCAUCAUCCAAAAUCUCAGGUGUCCCAGAGAGUACCAACGUCUCAUCCAGAGACAGAUGCAGCACCUGGCUAGAGCUGCUUAGGCUGAAAGCUCACACCAUAAGACGAGGAUCAGUUAAGACAAGUAGGAGGACACAGUCUCUAGCACACUCCGUCUCAUCUUUGGAGCGCUCCAGUCCCGUGCCUGAGGGACGGUCCCGCUCGCUGCGCUCCAACCGCUCGUUAGGGGGCAGUUCAGUCACCGUGGUGAAGAUGACACCGCUCUCCUUCCUCCCUGGGACACGAAUCAUUAAAUACCUUGGGAUCAUCAACAUGUUUUUUAUCAGAGAGACAACAUCGUUACGUGAGGAAGGCGGUGUCAGUGGCUUCCUCCAUUCAUUCAUAGCAGAGGUAUUUGCGAUGGUUCGAGCCCAUGUAGCAGCCCUGGGUGGCAAUGCAGUGGUGUCCUACAGCAUGAAAGAGUGUGUGUUAAUGGAAAAUCCAAACAAGAACCAGGCUCAGUGUCUCAUUAAUGUGAGUGGUGAUGCCGUCAUCUGCAUCCGGGAAACGGACCAGGAGCCAACUGCUUCAACGACAAAUGUUGGACAGACCUGCAUUAGUGCAGCAGAUGGGGCCACGUGACAGUGAAACACGGAGCCUCGUUUUGUCUGCAGGACGCACAAACUGCGUGAACACGCUCUCUGAGUCUAGCCAUCCAAAUAUUAGUCAUUUAUGUCUGCCUUAAAACUGUAAAAGAUCCAAAGGUUUGGACACAGGUAAUAAAGAACAAGUACAACAUGCACACUCGAAAACGUGCAGUCUGGAUUAAUACGGGAGUACAGGAUGUUUCUGUGUUUUUCCCGAUGUUUAAAGUGAGCAUUUGUGCAGGAGAUAUGGACGUUUAAAAUCAACAAAAGCGCCCUUAUGCAUAAAAGUUUGCCUGUGUAUUAAAUCCGUCCAUGCUGGGGGACCCCCAAAGUUACAGUAUAUUGGCCAUUCCUCUCUGUGUGGGCGCAAGCGAGGCAGCUAUGAUCAAUUUGUCCAUCCACAGCUCACAGGAGGAGCCACUAAAUGGCCAUGCCAAAAGGGACGCAGUUGUUUACCAUCUGAUACUU
Molecule: messenger RNA, 1758 nt
Organism: Plectropomus leopardus (leopard coralgrouper)
Lineage: Eukaryota; Metazoa; Chordata; Actinopteri; Perciformes; Serranidae
Source: RefSeq, a predicted model, not a curated record